GCAGCGCUGCUAUUGGAAAGUAUUUUCGGGCUGCUGGCCGCUGACGUGCCCUCCAUCCCAUCUGCCUCACAUCAUCCUGUCAACCAGAGGUUACACCAGCCGGGAUUACGCUCGCAAAUAUGUGAUUUUGUACGAAUACUACAGCCAGUUGGGUGUUUGAGGUUGCAUGCGGCUAUCUACAAACUCGCACCGCUAGUAAAUAAGUAACGUGUGCGCCGGAGCAGCUUCUGUAUUUUCAAGGUUUCUUAGGUUGUUGGACGGGACAGCUGCAUCGACUGAGGUUCCCGGCGUAUUGCUCUACCUCCAUCCCUGCGAUGCUGCCCUGCCUGCGGAGAGUCCUGCGGCCCGCCCUCUCUUUGAGAGCCGGGGCUGCGUUGGCCACAGCCGGACGCAACCACCAAACACCCGCCAUAGCACGGUUCGCCUCAGAGCCUCCUCUCUCCAUACUGGUGCAGCGGUGUAACAUGGGCACACAUCCACUGAAUGAGCUCGUGGAGCCCCUCGACUCUCCCCGGGGAGCCAAGGAGUUUAUUUAUACUCUCCAUCCGUCUGAGCGUACCUGUCUGCUGCGAGAACUGCACAAGUUCGAGUCCAUAGCCAUAGCUCAAGGGCAGCUGGAAGUUGCACCACCUACUGCAGCAGAGUUAAGAUAUGUUCUACUGCACAAUGCAAUCCCGUUCGUUGGAUUUGGAUUCCUGGACAACUGCAUCAUGAUCGUUGCUGGCACACACAUUGAAUUAUCCAUUGGCGUGGUCCUCGGCAUUUCAACUAUGGCUGCUGCUGCCCUUGGCAACCUGGUGUCUGACCUGGCAGGACUAGGGCUGGCAGGUUAUGUGGAGGCCUUGGCGUAUCGGCUGGGAAUGCAGAUUCCUGACUUAAGCCCAAAACAGGCUGACAUGUGGCAGACCAGAGUCAGCUCCCAUGCGGGCAAAGCCAUUGGUGUUGCCAUCGGCUGUAUCCUCGGCAUGUUUCCUCUUUUUUUCUUCAAGGACGAUGAUGAGAAGAAGAAGAAGAAAGAAGGACAGAUGGAGGCGAAGGAGAAAACACAACCACCACCUGCUCCAACAGAGAACAGCAAAAACUGAAAAUAACAUCUCGCCAGAGACAAAUACUUUUUUGAAAUCCAUUAGAAUACUUUAAACUGGGACUGAUUGCCGUUGUCUGAUGGACUGGAGUGUAUGGAAAUGUCAUUGAACCCGUUACAGUCUAAUCACCGGGUACUUUACUUUGCAAGGCCCAGUCAAACUAUCAAAGGUAUUCUGAAGAGGAUUUUAGAUAUUUGAUUGUAGACUUUAAACUUAAGCACAGGGACCUGAUCAUCUCUUGAAGAAACAAGAAAUGGUUGAUUCAUUUGACCGCUGCUACUCCAACUAUUGCGCCGUGACCUCACAUUGUCUUGACUGACCGACACAGGCUGAAACUCAUUUAUCUAAAACUUUCCAUCUAAAACACACUGCAGUGGCCUCUUUCUCUCCUCUGCUCGGAGUCUGUUGAAUAUAUAAACCUCUGACUCUACAUGAGUAGAAGCUAGGUAAAGGUAGUUGACAGUUUGAGGGCUCCCUAAAAUAUCACAACAAACUUUUAGAGCUUAUUCAGAAAAAAAUUACCAUACAUGGCAUUUUGACGUUGAAGGUUUCUUGUAUAUUGGCAGAAAUUGUGAUAAUUAAUAGAGGAAGACUGAACAAAGAGACAUGCCAAUGGCUCGAUUCAGCAGUGUUAAGCUAAGUCCCAAGGAAAGGGUCACUUUUGCAUGCACCCUUCAACAUCAACUACAUUAUUCUUCGGUUUUACAAGCAUGUCUGCCUUUUGAUGAUGUCACAGUCUUAAAAAGUCCCGCCUCAUUUACACUCAACGACAACCAGUCAGCUGCUUUUAGUGUGAGUCGGGCGGUUAAAUGUUACACCUGCUAGCUGCGCCUUUACUUCUUUAGAUUAUUAUUUUUUUGUUUGUGUGACUUUAUAUUAUAUGGUGUGACGAUCACCCAAAGCAGUAACAUGCACCAAAUGUCUAACAUGUAUACUGGAAUAGGUAGGUGCAGUUCACCAAAAUCUUUCAAAGAGCAGUUUGUUACUUUCCUCUAAGCAGGAAGGAGAUGAACACCGAGAGGCAGAGGGAGGAAAAGACAGAGUAGCUGUGGCAGAAAGAUAAGAAAUGCCAACACUGAACCACCUGUCCCAUUUGCUCCGUCUCUUUGGUUCCAAUACCAUUUGAUUUAUCUCCUCGUCAACCUGCAGGUGAACUGCAACACACCUCUCCCAUGCAUGGUAAGCCCAGUGGAUAUUUUCAGUUGGACUGCUUUCUAACACUUACGCACAACUAAACUCUAUACCUACAAUUAUAUUAUAUUGUCUCUUCUCUACUGCCCUCUUCUGGGUGAAAUUGAGAGGAAGUUUCUUUCAGUUGAGUUCAUUUUUUACCUUGAUGCUGCCACACACUUGCGGUUAUAAAUCUUUUAAAGCUUUUCCUGUUUAGUGUUCCAGCCCCUCAAUGGCUAGUUGAGUUUCUCUGGCUAUAAUUGAUCCCUUACUCCCUAUAAUUAUAUUUCUAAAUCAUUGUUCUUAAUUUGAUAUUCAAACCAAGUAAUCUGCAGCAUCAGCCAGCCAUGAAACAUGAAGGCAGAAAGGAUUUAUUUGGGAUGAUAAGAUACUACAAUCCAUCCAAGUCUUAAUUUAGCUGUCACUGAUUUCGUGGUUGCUCGACACAGGUUGCUCAUCUCAACAGCAGAACUGAAGCCUGUUGUUUAUGGCGUUGAAUCUGUUUUGGAAGUUAAAAUGAAAGGAAGCAGCCACGUGUCACUGAAUGGAUUGCAGCAAAUGUAUUUAUUUUUGUUAUAAUAUUCAGACUUGUAUUUAUGUAUGUUCACACUGUAUAUUAUCGUUAUCUCAAAGGACUAUGUUAAGAAUAGAUAUUUGUCAGCACAAAAACACCUUUUGUUAGUAUAUUUCCAGCAGAAUUCUUUAACAGGAAGGACUUUGCAACCGAUCGCUCUAUGUUACAGUCCAUAACUAAACUUAUGAAACAUACUCUGAAGACUUUCACCCUGUAUACGAUUGUUCUGGUUAUUUAUUAUGUGGGUAACAGUGAUCCUAAACAGUGAUAACAAUGAAGAAAAGAAUUGAACAUAUUUAUGUAGUUAGGAUUUUUGAUCUGAUUGCUCGAUUUCCACCUUGCAUGCACUGCUAAUAAAACAACCUAUUGUACAUGUUUAUUGUGUAAGAAUCAUAAAAAAAA
Molecule: messenger RNA, 3231 nt
Organism: Sander lucioperca (pikeperch)
Lineage: Eukaryota; Metazoa; Chordata; Actinopteri; Perciformes; Percidae
Product: transmembrane protein 65-like
Exons: 8
Coding region: 315-1085 (256 amino acids)
Biological process (GO): regulation of cardiac conduction; cardiac ventricle development
Cellular component (GO): mitochondrion
Source: RefSeq, a predicted model, not a curated record